GUGGCCCACCUCCCAUCAGCCCCGAUUUAUGUGCUCUGCUUUGCCCUGCUCCACCAGCCCAAGUUCCCAACGCAACCGACUGCCCUCUCUCCUAUCUCUGCUGCAAUGGCGAGAACAGCAGCCGCAUUCCUCCUCCUGGCAUUGGCAACCCUCGUCAUUGGCCCAGCGGCCGCCGACUGGAACAUUCUGAACGAGUGGAGGGGAAGCCAUAAUGGAGAUACCUUGAAGAGCUACUGCGAGAGCUGGAGGAUCAAUGUUGAGCUGAACAAUAUCAGGGAGUUCGAUGUGGUGCCCCAAGAAUGUGUCGAUUAUAUCAGAAAGUACAUGACUUCUUCUCAGUACGUUGCCGAUUCCCAUCGGGCUGUGGAGGAAGUCAUCGUCUACCUCAGCAGCUGUUGCUCCUUGAAAGGAGAUGGGAAAGAUGCUUGGAUUUUCGACGUUGAUGAUACGUUGCUUUCCACCAUACCUUACUACAAGAAAAAUGGGUUCGGGGGUGAAAAGCUGAAUGCAACUUUAUUGGAGGCAUGGAUGAGUGAAAGCAAGGCGCCAGCUCUUGAGCACACCCUCAAGCUCUUCCAUGAGAUUAAAGACAAAGGGAUUAAAAUCUUUCUGCUCUCUUCAAGGAAAGAAACUCUAAGAUCUUCCACUGUUGAUAACCUUAUCAAGGAAGGGUACCAUGGAUGGGCUGAUCUCUUCUUAAGGGGUCUUGAUGAUGAAUUCAUGGAAGUGCAACAAUACAAGUCCCAGGUGAGAAAAAAACUGGUGAAUGAAGGGUACCGCAUAUGGGGCAUUAUUGGAGAUCAAUGGAGCAGCUUGAAGGGUCUCCCCUCUGCAAAAAGAACAUUCAAGCUACCCAAUUCCAUAUAUUACCUAUCCUAAGAUCUAAGCUACUGCAAAAUAUUCCAUGUUCUAUAUAUCUAUUUCUUUCUUAGGACAUCAAAUUCAACCAUCCUUGUCCUUGAUUGAAUUUCAUAUUUUUUACCAUUGUAUGCGGCCUACAGGAUCAUCUAUGUUAUUUUGUACUCAAUUAUGUCUCUGUAAGCACAUUAUCCUUGAUUGAGUUAAAAUUAUUUUGCAAAGCCUUGCGAGCUAAAAAGUGCAAGGUGAAGACAAAGUGCACUCGUCACCGUUCACCUCUCAUUGCUCGCCGGUGACGGAGUUUAGACCACCCUGUUGUGGUUCUAGACGGAUUUUCUCACCCUUCUUUGUCACAAUUCGAUUCGAUUCUUUUCUGGGUUCACUUCUUCAUCGAGUUCUAGGUGAAAAUUCUAUGCGCCAGUUUGUUGUUUUGCUUAAUUUUGCUUUUCCUGAAGGUAGAAUCUUAACUAGAUCGGUUUCAAUGGAGUUUACUUAGGUUUGAUGUUAUUCGAGCUGUAUUAGGUCGGAAUUGAAUUUAGUUGUCUCUGUUUUUGGUGGAUGUUUUGUUGGGUAAUGGGUUGGUUUUAUAUCAUUAUUUGCUGCUCUAUGCACGGGUUAUUGUGUGUUUUUGAGUUUUCUUUUCUGCUGUUGUUUGUUGGAGCUUCUGAUACAUCUGAUAUUUGCGCUUAGAUGGUGAACUGGUUUAUUGAAUCUGGGAUUUCAAUCAAAUGUGAUUGAAUUUGGUCUGACUGAGGUUAUUGCUCUAGACGAGGUUGGACGGUGGAAAAUUAUCUAGCCAAUUCCUAUAUGUUGGGGAUGUGUUCUCUUCCUUUGACACUUACUGCCCCUUUCCUAUUUGAUUUAACAUGGUAUAUUGCAUGUUGGGGUGGCAACAGAACUGUAGUCAUCAUGAAACAUGAAAAGGUUCCCUAUGGUUGAGAAUAAAUAGUGCUUUUUGCA
This is a messenger RNA of Rubroshorea leprosula, 1818 nucleotides long. The record is from the annotation of a GenBank genome assembly. Lineage: Eukaryota; Viridiplantae; Streptophyta; Magnoliopsida; Malvales; Dipterocarpaceae.